AUGGGACGCUCACGAAUGUGUUCCACUUCGACUCCAAGGCGGCAAUCUCGGAUCAUGCACGAGCCAUCGGUGUCCCCUUUGUUGAUAUCCACGCUGCUGGAUACAUGA
This is a messenger RNA of Fusarium odoratissimum NRRL 54006, 108 nucleotides long. RefSeq lists its product as uncharacterized. The coding region runs from base 1 to 108 and encodes 35 amino acids. Lineage: Eukaryota; Fungi; Ascomycota; Sordariomycetes; Hypocreales; Nectriaceae. The record is from RefSeq and is a predicted model, not a curated record. The transcript has a single exon.